Messenger RNA from Corythoichthys intestinalis (scribbled pipefish), 788 nucleotides. Its product is annotated as galactose-specific lectin nattectin-like. The record is from RefSeq and is a predicted model, not a curated record. NCBI's taxonomy places the organism in Eukaryota, Metazoa, Chordata, Actinopteri, Syngnathiformes, Syngnathidae. The transcript is spliced from 8 exons. Gene Ontology annotation, molecular function: signaling receptor activity. Bases 125 to 622 code for a protein of 165 amino acids.
AGCGCAGAGAGAAAAUUGUGGGAAGGAACAGAUCUGGCCAAGGCUUGCGUCAAGUCACCUAUAAAAGGAAGGUUUGUUUCCUUCUCGGCACAUCUACUCAGCAUCAAGCAUCAAGACUGCAAAGAUGGCAUUUGUUCUUUACUCCUUGAUCCUCCUUUGUGGAAUCAGUGGACUUGUGUCUGCAUGCUGCGAUAGCAAUAAAGGGAGUUAUUGUCCAAAGGGAUGGACUCAACUGGACGACCACUGUUACAUUUUCGUCAAUCAGGAGAGAACUUUUAUAGAUGCCGAGCAAAUCUGCAUACUCAAAGGUGGGAAUCUGAUGUCUAUCCUCGACCGCAAAGAACAUGUAUUGGCAUUGGAGCUGAUUCAUGAAGCACUUGGAGUAACGACUUUCCGUGAUGACACCUGGAUUGGAGGCCAUGACGGCGUUGCGGAGGGCACAUUCAUUUGGACUGACGGCUCACCUUAUGACUUCACCAUGUUUGAAAACGGGCAGCCUGACAACUUUGGUUCGGCUGGUGAGGACUGUUUGGAGAUUGAUGGCGCCACAAAGGAAUGGAACGAUGACAAUUGCAAUGAUGAGAAUUUCUUCAUUUGCAUCAAGAAGGCCCACGAGCACUAAUCGACUGCAGCAACAUAACAUCUGAAAAUGUCUUUGCCAAAAUCUUAACAAUCUUCAGAGAUGAUAACAGACUUCCAGUGGCAUCUUUUUAACUGUCUUUUUAUUCUUUAUGGUUCAAUUUCUAUUGAUGGCAAUCUUAUUUUGAUGGUCAAAGGGUAUCUCUGCA